Phytophthora nicotianae INRA-310 is the source of this 117-nucleotide messenger RNA. RefSeq lists its product as hypothetical. The record is from RefSeq and is a predicted model, not a curated record. NCBI's taxonomy places the organism in Eukaryota, Oomycota, Peronosporomycetes, Peronosporales, Peronosporaceae. The transcript has a single exon. The coding region runs from base 1 to 117 and encodes 38 amino acids.
AUGAACGACUCUCCCCCCAAGAAAAAGACGAAACAGCGAAGUUACAGUGUCCGCGAGAAGCUGGACGCUGUCCGGCGGAUGCAGGAGGUCAGAAUGGAGGUGGUGGCAACAGGCUGA